AAGCGAUGUCUUCCUGGAACCAUACCUGCAGCAGCACGGCACCGUUCAAGUGGUCAGCUCGCCGAGCACCCCGCCGCCGAAUCCGCUGCAACAUCAUCAACUUACGCAGCUACAUCAUGUACAGAGCGAGGAAUCGCUUUCAUCAGAAGAAUCGGCCACUUCGGGAGGAUCUUCAAGAUCUACAGAAGAUUCUGGCAGCGAAGUGGCUUGCGAUAUUACCCUAAUCGAAAGGCUCAUACGCUCUCACCCGAUCUGGUUCUUACCGGGCAUUCAGAGAGCCGGGGCCUUUCACUUGUUGCAGGGCAAAGAGGAGGGGGAUGAUUUUGACCAUCACCCUCAGAGUGACGAACUGCCAGUGCAAUUGAUUUUACCGAAAGCGAUGCGAGAAGCGAAAAAUAGGCAGCAAUUGUCGUCGCUGGCGUUGCUGGGCCAAGAGUUUUGGCGAUAUCCAAUGGCGAAUCCGAAGCCACCGGAAAGCAGCAGCAGCAAUACUUCUAGUCUGAGCAGUUUCCAUGGGGGUAACAAUAACCACCACAUUAACAAUAAUAAUAACAUGGAUAAUACGCCAAUCACGGAGAGUAUAGUGCUUAAUCUGGCCCCAAUAUCAUCCUACAAUACACACACUCCCUCUCCGACAAAUACCGUUAACGCGAACACCUCAACUUUUGCGUCGUCGUUGCCGCGUCAGCCACGUCCAACUCCGCCGAACACUCUCAAUCUGACAACUUUUAACGAACCUCUGAAUGAUACCAAAAGGGACCGGAUCUCGUCACCGACUGACAAACUCUCUCACAAACUGAUCUCGCCGAAUCUCGUGCAAAGCGUGCGAUGUCCCUCGCCGGUGGUCCACAACGUGGAAAACAACGUUUUGAGUCCUGUUCAGGAUAUGAGAAAUUUCGACGCUCUAAAGAAUAGUCUGUAUACGCCAAAAUUAACGACGAUCGAGUUUACCAAGAGCUCGGGGAAGUUCGCGUCCGUCUCGAGUUUCCAUCAGAACAACCUGUCGUACACCACGUCUCCAGAAUUGCCGGAUAAUAGGAAUAUCAUCGCUGAAAAUCAAGGAACUAGGCAAAGUGUGAAGACGCCGCCACCGCCGCCGCCAAGAUGGGCCAAGCCCGGCAUCAAUCAGAAUCAGAAUAAUUUUACUGUGACUACGACGGUGACGUUUAACGUGAACCAAGGCAACGUGAAUACUUCACAGCAAAACACACCGUCGGAUCCUAGUACAUCGCUGCUGAGUCCUCAAUCUACUAAAUCUUUCAAUUCCAACUUUUCCAUCAAAUCGCCUCUUUCGCCCACCACUCCGAUUGUAUCCCCCACGUCAAAGCUGAUCCCAAAGACACCCAACGUGCUCUCCCCAAAUACUCCUUCUAGCACCAGUAAAUCAAAAAGGCGGCGCGAUCGCGAGAAAAACUCACGGAAAAACUCCCAACACUAUCAGGAAUCGGACAUCUUGGAAUCGUAUUAUCGCAGCUCGCCGGCCGAUAAAAUUUCCGAUUACGAAGACAUCUGGAACACGACUGACCAAUCGACACAGUCGACCUGGAACGAAGGGUUGAAAGAUAACAGGGUCACCUGCACUCUGCAAGAUUGCGCGAGAAAUUCUAAUGACCGUCUGAUGAGUCCCAGAGAAUCCGAAAAGAGUCUUGUCAAUGAAAGAUCGCCAGCGGGAGAACAGAUGGCUCUGAAGAACGACAGGUUUAUUCCAAAAAACGACAAAAUGCAAUACAAAGAAAUGAUGAGUCCGGAAUUUAGUAGUUUUAAGCCUGUUCCGGAGAUGAAGAGUCCUGACCAGAGCUCGCCGGAGGAGACUGGUAUGGGGAAGAGGCCCGAUCUGCUAUCUAGAGUUUGCAGUGCCAACUCGUUGAACAGCCCCAACACGGUGACGCCCCCGAGAAACAAAUUGGGCCUUGUUUUGGCGAAGUCGGAGAGCAACAGUCCCCGGACCUCCGAAUCUAAACAGAGCAGUCCCUUCUACGCAGAACCGGCCGAUGCCAUUGUUCAAAAUGCCAUUAUAAUCCCGAGAAGACGAGCAACCAAAAAUAAUCCGGCGUUGAACAAGUACCGACACAGCGAACCAGGUUGGUUACAAACUCCGACGGGGAAUGCCAAUCAAUUGCAUCCUAUUGAUUGCUGGGAAGAGCCCUCCGAAGAGACGGAGGAAAAAACGCCAUUAAUCUCGUCGUCAGUCGACAACCUAGCGAAAAGAUUGGUUCAAGCUAAGGAGACGAAGAAGAUUCCUCGGGCGAAGCCCGUUCAACCACCAAAGAUCAAGACCAAAGUGUUUAAUGACACUUCUUGGGCGGUAGAUUCUAGUUGGGAGUUUAUCGGCAAUGAAGCUGAAGAGCCAGAUUGCGAACCGGACUAUGACUGUGAUGCUGAUUAUGAUGGCGACAAUGUCGCUAGAAAAUUUCCCAGUGACGAGGAAUGCAAUAGAAACAUUCGGAAUACCUUGACUGUUCAAAAUAUCAUCUUACAACGGCACCCGGAACUGCUGAAGCCGCCAGAUAUGUGUGAGUCGUUAUACAGCGACCGGAACUCGUCGUAUGACAACGUAGAAAAGCGGAAUGUGGAGCGCGAGGAUACCCCGGACUCGCGGAAAGAUCGCACGUACGAUCCUUCAGAGUGGGAAACCAUGCUGGAUACAGACGCGGAGAGUGAUGUGGAAAGAAUCAAACGAAACAAGAGUUUUAAGGAACGACUGGAUCCUCUCUUGUUUCCAGAACCAGAAAAAACUGAAGAAAUUGCAGACAUUAAUUUGUAAAAAAAAAGUUGAUUUAUGAGAAAAGUUGAGAGCUUUCAAGUGGAUCAUAUCAGAAGGAGAUAAUCUCAUGAUGGAGAAAAACAGAGUCCAAAAAUCUGUCCUAUGCCACGAUAUUCAUCUAAUUCUAAGACAGUCUACGAUAAAGCUCAUAAAAGUGUGUCCACGUGCUAGCAAACGCGACAACAAUUGUAAUAUGAUAAUUUGUGACGUCCAAAGAAAUUUAGAACAUACAUAACUACAUUAGACAAAUAACUGUAAACAACAACAUUGAUGGAGUAAGUUUAAAAGUAAAGCGUAAAAUGAAAUGGAUCGGCACCUUGAAGAAAUCAUUCGACAAGAGCCUUCUCGCACGCUGACAACUUACAUCUAAAAGGAAAGCGCGAUAUAUAUGUUCGUUCCACGCUCGCGAGUGCGAUAAGAAGUCGUUAAACCCGAUAACGAUUAUUUGUACACGUAAUUGCCGUCUUAAUCUUUAGCACUGCAGACAUUUGUUGUCACAAAAAAGGAAAAUUACUUAAAUCUCGUGAUAGUUGAAUGUAUUCAAAUUAUUCCUAUUUAGUGUCUUUAUUUAAUUUAUUUUUAAUUUACAAUUUAUUUACUUUGAGUAUAUCUUAUUCGAAUUUGCUAAAAUGAGAUAAAUAAAUAUCACAAUACGUAUAAUUAAUGCUGAUAUUGGUGAAUUAAAAUUGCUGGAGAAAUUCCAAAGGGACUUUUCUGUGAUUUUCGCUUUCUAUAGCAAAUAUAUUUCUUUAGUUACACAAAGUAGGAAUACUUUGAAAAAAGAGAAAUAGUAUACUAGUUGUACAAUAUACUAUUAUGUGGAAUAUACUGACCUUUUAUCUGUCAUACAAAUCGAUAGCACAAUUUUAAUUGCAUUUCACAUGGACGAGAUGGAUGGAGAAUGGAUGAUGAUUAAUUGUUCGCUGGAGGAGGCUAGUCGCUUGGAAAUGGAAAUGAAACGCGAACUGAAGUUCUCUGUUAAGAAACUCUUGCAGAGAAUUAUAAACUGUAUCCAACGUUUUCUGAAGAUGAGCGUAAACAUUUUUGAAUGUAAUUAAUAAUUAGCA
Messenger RNA from Temnothorax curvispinosus, 3831 nucleotides. It is a transcript of the gene spri, whose product is annotated as protein sprint-like. The annotation marks the transcript as partial. The record is from RefSeq and is a predicted model, not a curated record. The transcript is spliced from 11 exons. Lineage: Eukaryota; Metazoa; Arthropoda; Insecta; Hymenoptera; Formicidae.